AUGGGCCCUUGCGGCCCUCGGGACCUGCAGCCAUCACUGCCCCGGGCAGCUGGGCCCGCGGCUUCCCACCGCAAGUUCUCUGCCCCGCGGCAUGGACACCUGGGCUUCCUGCCCCACAAGCGGAGCCGCCGGCACCGGGGCAAGGUGAAGACGUGGCCGAGGGACGACCCCAGCCGGCCGGUGCACCUCACGGCCUUCCUGGGCUACAAGGCCGGCAUGACGCACACCCUGCGGGAGCUGCACCGGCCCGGCCUCAAAAUUUCCAAGCGGGAGGAGGUGGAGGCGGUGACAAUUGUGGAGACGCCGCCUCUGGUGGUGGUGGGCGUGGUGGGCUAUGUGGCCACCCCACGCGGCCUGCGGAGCUUCAAGACCAUCUUCGCAGAGCACCUCAGCGAUGAGUGUCGCCGUCGCUUCUACAGGGACUGGCACAAGAGCAAGAAGAAGGCCUUCACCAAGGCCUGCAAGAGGUGGCGCGACACCGACGGCAAAAAGCAGCUCCAGAAAGACUUUGCCGCCAUGAAGAAGUACUGCAAGGUCAUUCGGGUCAUCGUCCACACCCAGAUGAAGCUGCUGCCCUUCCGGCAGAAGAAGGCCCACAUCAUGGAGAUCCAGCUGAAUGGUGGCACCGUGGCCGAGAAGGUGGCCUGGGCUCAGGCCCGGCUGGAGCAGCAGGUGCCAGUGCACAGCGUGUUCAGCCAGAGCGAGGUCAUUGAUGUCAUCGCCGUCACCAAGGGCAGGGGUGUCAAAGGGGUCACCAGCCGCUGGCACACCAAGAAGCUACCACGGAAGACGCACAAAGGGCUGCGCAAGGUGGCCUGCAUUGGUGCCUGGCACCCUGCCCGCGUGGGCUGCUCCAUCGCCCGGGCCGGCCAGAAGGGCUACCACCACCGCACGGAGCUCAACAAGAAGAUCUACCGCAUAGGCCGGGGGCUGCACGUGCAGGACGGGAAGCUGGUCAAGAACAACGCGGCCACCAGCUACGACAUCAGCGACAAGUCCAUCACGCCGCUGGGCGGCUUCCCCCACUACGGGGAGGUCAACAACGACUUCGUCAUGCUGAAGGGCUGCAUCGCGGGCACCAGGAAGCGGGUCAUCACGCUGAGGAAGUCCCUCCUGGUGCACCACAGCCGCCGGGCCCUGGAGGACGUGGAGCUCAAGUUCGUGGACACCACCUCCAAGUUCGGCCGCGGCCGCUUCCAGACGGCCCAGGAGAAGCGGGCCUUCAUGGGUCCCCAGAAGAAGCACCUGGAGAAGGAGAAGUCGCAGCCCGCGGGAGACUCGUAG
Molecule: messenger RNA, 1284 nt
Organism: Talpa occidentalis (Iberian mole)
Lineage: Eukaryota; Metazoa; Chordata; Mammalia; Eulipotyphla; Talpidae
Gene: RPL3L
Product: ribosomal protein L3 like
Exons: 10
Coding region: 1-1284 (427 amino acids)
Biological process (GO): translation; ribosomal large subunit assembly
Cellular component (GO): ribosome; cytosolic large ribosomal subunit
Molecular function (GO): structural constituent of ribosome; RNA binding
Source: RefSeq, a predicted model, not a curated record